Molecule: messenger RNA, 585 nt
Organism: Metarhizium robertsii ARSEF 23
Lineage: Eukaryota; Fungi; Ascomycota; Sordariomycetes; Hypocreales; Clavicipitaceae
Exons: 1
Coding region: 1-585 (194 amino acids)
Source: RefSeq, a predicted model, not a curated record
AUGAAGUACUCGAUGCUCUCUGUUGCCGCCUUCGUGGCCGCCUCUCUGGCCUCCCCAGCAUACUUCUCGGACGAGAUGGAAUCCUCCAAGCCUGGCGCCAUCACCAUCAACAACAGGUUGAAUCAGGCCAUUAUUCUGAACCCCCUUCCAGGAAAAUCGAUCGACGUCGACGACGACGACGAGUUUGAGGUCGACGCUAGCUCCGUGAAGAUUGCGGCGCAUGGCUCAUACGUAAUUCAAGACCCACCGCCAAGCGCGAGCCUGAAGCUGAAGGUGCUGUCGCAUGCGCCGCCCAUGCCGGGGCGGGGCCAGGUAGCAGUGAAGUACCACAGUCAAGGAGCCCAGUUUAGAUACACGAUCAAGCGCCUCGUCCCGCAUACCGGAUUCCCCGGCGUUGUCUAUGUUCAACCUCAGCCCCAGAGGCCGCCUCAGUGCCGUCGCUUGGCCUUGGUCCCUGGCCGCCCCGAACCCCAUCCAGCACAAUGCCGUGCCGGCACCAAACUCACAGUCACCCUGUGCCAGAAGAAUGAUUAUAACUGCCCCCCUCGUCAUCACGCCGAGUAUGAUGAGGCUGAGUGGCUUUAA